Messenger RNA from Cornus florida, 1431 nucleotides. Its product is annotated as UPF0496 protein At2g18630-like. The record is from RefSeq and is a predicted model, not a curated record. The transcript is spliced from 2 exons. NCBI's taxonomy places the organism in Eukaryota, Viridiplantae, Streptophyta, Magnoliopsida, Cornales, Cornaceae. Bases 322 to 1323 code for a protein of 333 amino acids.
UUCCUAUGAAAUCCCAAAUUAAGUUUCGAAAGACCCUGAACAUAUUACUCUCUCUCACGGCGGCGCUAGGUGCUCUUUCAAUCGCAGUGUCAAUCGAAAGUCGGCUCUCUCCCUCAUCGCGGAAUCACAGCCAGAAGCCCUUCUCUCUCUCUCAUCGCAGAUCGACGGCUAACCCAUCGAUCUCUAUCUCUCUCUCUCAUCGCAGCAACGCCAGCCCUUCUCUUUCUCAUUGCAGAUCGACGAUUUCUCUCUCUUAUUGCAGUAAUCGUGGAGCUCCUCUGUGGAUUCAAUCCUUAAAAGUUGAGCUCAUCAUCCCUCACAAUGGGUCUCCUGGGUAGCAAAAUAAGGGAAGAAGAUCCAUAUUCAGAGUCGGUUGGCCCCCUCCGAGUCAUCAACACCCUUGGCGUGGGCGUCAAGGGUGGGUCACUCUCUGUGGAGUCACUGGGAGAGCUCACAGACCGCAUCCUCGAAACGAAACAACAAGUGGUCGAGUUCAUUGACGAAUGCAAAGAAUUAAAGGACGUAUGGUGGAAUGAAGACGGACUGUUGGAUCUUGUGGUAUACUACGUCGGUAACACCAUGCAGUUUAUUGAACUUUGCACUGCUCUCAACCAGUGCCUCGUUCAUGUCAAAGUAGGAACACCCAUGAUUCAAGCCACUUUAAAGAAAUUUGAGGAAGGACAGAAAGAAUUAGGGUUGGAUGAGAAGAGGGAAAUCUAUUUGACGACGGUACAGGAAUUGAAGAAUUACAAGACUGUAGGUCACCCUUUAAUACAAAAGUUCUUCUUGUUGUUUCAAUCUGUUUAUACAAAGCAAAUGUUAAUGUUCAAGACAUUGAAAGCUAAGAAGAGUAAGUUUGUUAAGAAGUGGAAGAAAUUAACUUUUGUUGUGGCUUUUGCUUCUGUUAUGAUGUUUUCUGUUGUGGCGGCGGUGGGGAAUGUUGUGAUGGUGUUGAUGGGUGCUACUACGGCAAUGGGGCAGAUGGAUGAAUGGAUUGAUUCCCUUUGGAACCAGUACGAGGAUUUGGUGAAAGGACACAAAGAGACGGCUCCUUCAUUAUUAAAGAUUGAGAAUCGGAUUGAGAUGGGGGACUUGGAGGACUGCAUUGGAGCACUAGUGUUGAAGAAUGCUGAUUUUGAUGUUAGUGAAGAGGACGGUGUGACGGUAGCUAUGGAUGAGAUCAAGAAGAGGUUGCGUGAGUUUCUCCAAACUAUUGAGAAAUUGUAUGAACAUACUACUAAGCUUAGCACUAAAAUAAUGAGUGGGUGGAAGGAGGGAAUGGUGAUCUUGAGGAACAUCAAUGACCGCGCCUAUAUGACCUGAAUAAUAUUUGUUACCCUUCUUUUUAUCAACAGAUUGCGUGUUUUUAUUAAUUAUGGAGUGUGUUUUUAUUAAUUAUGGAUCAGCUAUAUAUCCCUAAUACUUUGAUGA